Molecule: messenger RNA, 968 nt
Organism: Nicotiana tabacum (common tobacco)
Lineage: Eukaryota; Viridiplantae; Streptophyta; Magnoliopsida; Solanales; Solanaceae
Source: RefSeq, a predicted model, not a curated record
AAAAAAAAAAAAAAAAAUGAAGCUUAAAACUUGUAUUCUCCCUUUGCUUUUUGUCCUUCUUCUCAUCUCUUAUUCUGUAAUUGCUACUGAAACAUCCAAAGAUGAAAAGAAGGCAAAUGAAGUGAAAGAAACAAACAAAGAGGAGGAGCCAAAGGAAACGGACCAGUACGGAGGCCGUUGUAGAUAUGGCUGCUGUGGUGGUUGGGGACGCUAUGGCUGUCGUAGGUGUUGCGCAUCCGCUAAUGAAGUAGAAGAAACAAACAGCGAGGAAUCAAAGGAAAUGGACCAGUACGGAGGCGGAGGCCGCUGUCGAUACGGCUGCUGCGGUGGUUACGGCCGCUAUGGUUGCCGGAGAUGUUGCACACCUCAUGCUGUAGUUGCGGAAAAAGAUGAUCAUGCAGUGGCUGGUAACCGAGAUGACGGUUAUGGUUACGGCUACGGUGGACAAGGUGGUUACGGCUACGGCUGGGGAGGUGGUGGCUAUGGAGGACGUGGCGGUGGCAGCUGGGGAGGCCGUGGAGGCAGUGGCUGGGGAGGUGGCGGCUGGGGAGGCCGUGGUGGUGGUGGCGGCUGGGGCGGUGGCAGCUGCCGAUAUGGUUGCUGUGGGCCCAGUAGAUAUGGAGGGUGUAGGUGUUGUUACUCAGCUGCAGAAGCAAAAGCCUUAGAUGAAAAUGAAGUCCAGCCUUAAAGUUUUCAAGAAUAUGUUGGAAUAAAAAGAAGAAGCAUCCAUGUAGUUAAUGUUAUAUAGUAUAUAGGAAAUAAAUAAAAUAAAAUAAAUAUGAAAGUUUAUGUAUGAAUAAUAUGGAUGCAUAUAUGGGGGUUUUAAUGUAUGUUUUUUCUACUACUUUUGCCUUAAUUAGGGUUAGAUCCCUAAUGGCAUUGUGAUUGAGAACUCAAGUUUGCAGUGAUAUUGUAAAUUUGAUACUUUCUGCCGUUGUGAAUGUGACUUAAUUUCGUUUGUUUAGUUA